Hydatigera taeniaeformis is the source of this 744-nucleotide messenger RNA. Lineage: Eukaryota; Metazoa; Platyhelminthes; Cestoda; Cyclophyllidea; Taeniidae. The record is from the annotation of a GenBank genome assembly.
AUGGACGCCACGAAAGCCGCUCCGCCAGCGCAGACAGCUAGGGUCACAAGAAUUCUUGGUCGAACUGGUUCUCAGGGUCAGUGUACACAAGUUCGAGUUGAGCUUGUUGAAAACAAGCGAAGUAUCAUUCGCAAUGUGAAGGGUCCCACAUCACUUGCCUUUUGGGAUGAUCUUAUUAGCAAGUCGAAUAAAUUGACCGCAUCUAUGAGUAUUACAUUGCAGUGCAUGUCCGGUUUUCUGGAAGCAUUUCAAAAAAUAUCUGACAUUGCUGAAACAAAUAAUGCGGGAUUACGCCCGUUUGGUAUCGCUUUGCGGCGUUAUUGUCUGCGCCAACGAUGUGUCGAGUCUCGGCUGCGUGGCUUUAAUAGCCAAAUCACCGAGUGUCUGGUAACUCCUCUGUCGGACAGGUUAGAUGAGUGGCGUCGGACAGCCAACCAAAUGGAUCGGGACUGCGUGAAGGAGCUUCGCAAAGCCAAGUCGGAAUUGCAGCGAGCUAUUCUUGAGGCAGAGAAGUGCAAAAAGCGUCUUCGUCGUAAGCAGGAGCGCGGCGGAGUGACAGCGGCCUUUGAGAAAGACGAUUUUGAAGCUCCCAACGUGCAAAUCAACUUUGUACAACACGAUCUCGCUUGUAAGCAGCGUGCCCUGGAGCAUCUUGAGCAGCGUUGUCGUGAGGCUGUCGCUGUAGAGGAGCGUCGACGCUUCGCUGAACUCUCCACUUGCCUCAAUCCUCUUCUCUACAACUAA